UGUCUUGUGCCGUUUGAAGAAUCACAUUGUGUGCAAAAUAUAGUGAUUUUCCCUGGAAAAGCCUGUAUUUUCCAUAAAAAUUCCACUUCCAAUCGCUUCAUUUGGCCAAUUUCCAGUCUUUAAGUGUGUGAAACACCCGCCACAGUUGGUAAAAAGUCCGAAGUUCGGGGAGAAUAGCUUGUGUUUUUUGUGCGAUAGAGACUCGCCCAAAGCGCAUCAUACCGAACUGGGAGUACUUGAGUGAGCGAGACAGAGAGAGGGUGACGAGUUUCUUGGUGAAAAAAUACUAGUUUUUCGACUGAACAUUGAGUGCUUCUGGUGGUCAUCGUGUCGCUGGAGAGUCUGAGUGUGUGCUGGAAGUGCGCAUUUGGCGAGGAAGUGCGGGAAAUCGGCAGGAAACGGAGACUAAAAGCAAUUCCUCCGUCCUUCUCCUGCAGGAUCGGCCAGACCGGGUGAGUGUUGAGGGUGAGCGUGGUCCCAUGUCGUCACGUGAGCACACCCAGCGAGUGUGAAGGCGACCAACACAGUUUUUGCGUCAAGGUGAUUCCUCGCGCUGGAGGACUUCCUGGAGAAAAGUCGUCACUACACAGACGCAGUGGAUCAUCAGGGGCGUGUGUCAUCACACAACAACUGUUGAUUUGACGAGGAACUUCGAGGAGGAUUGCGUCAGUCGUGUGUUGCUUGUGCUCGUGCAAGAGUCGCACUCUCGCAGCGUGAGAAGCUGACUCCCGGAUUCGGGCGGGUGUGCUGAAAAGGAGCUCCUGUGGCGGCUGAGGAUAUCCGUGAGUGGGAUUGUGUGUGUGGCGAACGGAUAAAAGAUGGCAGAAGCCGGCAACAACAAUACAUCGACUGCAUCCCAGAAUCCCAAUGCUGAGGUCAUCCGUGGGCAGACCUUCGAAGUGGGGCCGCGAUACACGGAUCUCUCUUACAUCGGCGAAGGCGCCUACGGAAUGGUUGUAUCCGCCACCGACACUGUGACAAGGACAAAAGUGGCCAUCAAGAAGAUAUCGCCGUUUGAGCAUCAAACCUAUUGUCAGAGGACACUGCGGGAGAUUAAGAUCCUGACACGUUUCAGACAUGAAAAUAUAAUAGACAUAAGAGAUAUUCUACGGGUAGAUAGUAUAGACCAAAUGAAGGAUGUAUAUAUUGUUCAGUGCUUGAUGGAGACUGAUCUUUAUAAAUUACUGAAAACACAGAGGCUAACUAAUGAUCAUAUCUGCUACUUCCUCUACCAGAUUCUCAGAGGUCUGAAAUACAUUCACUCAGCAAACGUACUCCACAGGGAUCUUAAACCAAGUAAUAUACUUCUAAAUACAACAUGUGACCUUAAGAUUUGUGAUUUUGGUCUUGCACGAGUUGCUGAUCCGGAACACGAUCACACUGGAUUUCUCACUGAAUACGUAGCAACAAGAUGGUACAGGGCUCCUGAAAUAAUGCUCAAUUCUAAGGGUUACACACAAUCAAUUGAUAUAUGGUCAGUGGGCUGUAUCUUGGCGGAGAUGCUGAGCAAUCGGCCUAUAUUCCCGGGGAAGCACUAUUUGGAUCAGCUGAACCACAUCUUGGGCGUGCUUGGCUCCCCAUCAGAGGAGGACUUACAGUGCAUCAUAAACGAGAAGGCGCGUAAUUAUCUGCAGACGCUGCCGUACAAGCCAAAGGUUCCGUGGGUGAAGCUCUUCCCCAACGCUGAUGUGCGUGCCCUCGAUUUGCUGGACAAGAUGCUCACGUUCAAUCCUCACAAUCGAUAUUCUGUGGAAGAGGCGCUCUCGCAUCCGUACUUGGAGCAAUAUUACGAGCCAGAUGAUGAGCCAAUUUCCGAUGAACCUUUCAGCAUUGCCAUGGAGCUGGAUGAUUUACCGAAGGAGACGCUGAAACAACUCAUCUACGAAGAAACUCUCCUGUUCAAAGAGAAGAAUCCCGAUCCAGUAGUUACGUAAGUUUCUGGAGCACUUCGCAGCAAUGAAAUGAAAUGGAAUGAUGACGGUGAGAGCGAUGAGAGAGCAGUGGAGGUGAGUCAAAUGAGAUUUUGAGGCAUUUGCGAAGGGAGGGAAGAGAGCGUUUAAGGAUAUUCGAGGAUGGCGAAAUGCUGGAAAAUAUUGUGCAUAAGGCGCUUUUAUGGAUUAAGCAAGAGGGAAAGAGAGAGAUAGAGAGAGAGAGAAGUGGUUGGUUAGAGCAUGCAACAAUGAAGGGAGAGUUUCGUGGAGACAACUGAAAUCGUGAGAGUAAAGCAAAAGAUUAGUCUUUUAAAAUGUGAGUAUAUAAUUGUGUAUAAAACAACAAAUUUUAACCCCCAAAUGGAAGAAUAUUGAUAGUAAUGUUAGGAGAUAUUAUGAAAAUAAGGUGUUAUUUUAGUAAGAAGACACACAAAAGGAGUUUUCUUCUGGUGUUGUGCCAUGUAACAGAAAAAAAGUAUAAGAAAAAUUUAACAUUUAUUGCGAUAAACUUAUUGAACUUCAGCAUUAAACAAGAACACAUUCAAUAUGCAUGCCAUUAUAUCCUCUCCCCGAGUAUUUACACACCAUGAAAUUGUAAAAUGAAUAAUGUGAAAGGAAACUCAACGUACAUAACGGAUCUUUUCAAUUGGAGCAUUAAAUGUAAAUGGUGUUUUUUGCCAAUUGAUCAUUCAAUUGGCACCAUUGUUAUUUACUUGAUAUAUAUACAAUUACAGAUAUUGAGCUAGAGAGAGAGACAAUUUUUCAAUAUGACAAAUAUUACUUAGAGAAAAAGUGAAAUGGGAGAAAAAUUUCAUAAAAGAGAGAAAGAGAAACUUCACACACUCAGGCUGAGUGCUUGUUAUUAAAGAGAGAAGAGUUAUAUAUAUAUAUAUAAAUAUAUGUUUGAACUUGUGAGGCAGAAUGAAUAGAGAACAAA
This is a messenger RNA of Phlebotomus argentipes, 2868 nucleotides long. It is a transcript of the gene rl, whose product is annotated as mitogen-activated protein kinase ERK-A. Gene Ontology annotation, biological process: intracellular signal transduction; protein phosphorylation. The transcript has 8 exons. The record is from RefSeq and is a predicted model, not a curated record. Gene Ontology annotation, molecular function: MAP kinase activity; ATP binding. Lineage: Eukaryota; Metazoa; Arthropoda; Insecta; Diptera; Psychodidae. Gene Ontology annotation, cellular component: cytoplasm; nucleus. Bases 819 to 1934 code for a protein of 371 amino acids.